Molecule: messenger RNA, 2944 nt
Organism: Petromyzon marinus (sea lamprey)
Lineage: Eukaryota; Metazoa; Chordata; Hyperoartia; Petromyzontiformes; Petromyzontidae
Source: RefSeq, a predicted model, not a curated record
UACACAAAUAAAGACACACACACGCAAGCAAAGCGACAGACACACAAAUAAAGACAGCCCGAUACAAAGACAAAGGCAGGUACACAGACACACACCGAGGCAGCUACACGGACACAAAGACACACAUCGACUGCCACCGUCAUCAAUCCUUCUGCGCUCCCACCCUACUUGUCGGGACGUCGCAUCUCCCGACUCCCGCCUAUAGGCGAUGCGCCCUGCGCCCCGCAUGAGCGGCAUGACUUACACUCACUACCUCGCGCUCAUCCGCCGCUCAUCGGGAGCGAACCCAGGGAGCCGAGGACAGGGUAACUCUGCCGACGACGACGACGGCGGCGAGGCUCAUCCUUCGGCCGCUGCGACGGUGACGGACAGCGAGGAGCGACGAUCUGUCAGGGGACGCGAGGAGGAGGAGAUGGUGAUCAACGGAAGGAUGAAGGUUGCCUUCCCAAGCGACAAGGCGAAUGAAUGUACCUCGCCCGCAUCGGCCGAGUCUUGCGGGCGCAGUGACCCUCUCCUGCUCGCGAUAGAGGCGGGAGACGCUGAGGCCCUGAGAGGACUGCUCAGGGUGGAGAGGGACCUGGGCCGAGACCUGGAACCGAACCUAGGCAGCAAGGACCAGGGGCCAGAGAAGGCCUCAGGCUGGAUGAGUCUUCACGUGGCGUCGUGGCGAGGGGAGACUCAAUGCCUACGACUGCUCCUCAAAGAGUUCCCAGGCUGGGUGGAUCGCCGCACCCUGAACGAGGAGACGGGACUCUUGCUCGCCACUCGCCGAGGUCACGUGGCCUGCAUGCGCCUGCUGCUGGAGGAGGGGGGCGCGAACCCAGACAUCUGCGCUAACAACCGGGAGACUCCGCUCUACUCGGCGUGCGAGCGCGGGGACCUCGCCGCCGCGUCGCUGCUCCUCCAGUUUGGCGCCGACCCGGCCCAGCGCUGCGCGCGCGGCUCCACCGCGCUCCACGCCGCGUCGGCACGCGGCUCCGUGGAGCUCCUCGCCCUCCUCCUUCAGCUCCAGCCCCAGCCAAGGCCGGGUCCCGGGUCCCGCGCGCCGCUGCUGGCCUCCGGCUGCUGCCGCGGCCUCACCGCGCUGCACUACGCCGCGCAGCGCGGCCACGCGGACGCGGUGCGGUGUCUCAUCGACGCCGGCUCUGCCGUGAACGCGCAGGCCAGCGACGGGGGCACCCCGCUGCUCGAGGCCGUUCGCGGAGGCCACGUGGCUGCUGCCCGGAUGCUGCUGAUCCGCGGAGAGGCCGACGCUAACAUCCCCGCGGAAGUCCGGGCCCCGGCACGGGAACGUGGAGUGGGCGCAGCCGGCAAAGACGCCCCGCAGCGCGUCUUGCCCCUGCACGAAGCGGCCGGGCAGGGCUGCGUCGAGCUGCUGGACCUGCUGCUGCCCGCCACGUCGCGAGCGUGCGUGCGCCGGACCCCCUCGAGCCCCCUGCUCCCCGCGGCCCUGGGGGGGCACGCGGGGGCCCUGCGCCGGCUCCUCUCCGCCGGCUACUGCCCCAACGGCAACGGCCAGGCCGGGGGGCCAGGGAACGGGGCCGGCGGAAACGGUGGGGGGGCGACGGCUCGGAGCCCCCUGCACGCCGCCGUCUCCGCCCGGCGCGAGGACUGCGUCCGGCUGCUGCUGGCCGGCGGGGCGGACCCCGACGGAGACCCCCGCGGAGACCCCGAGCCGCCCGUCGUGACGGCCGCGCGUCUCGGCGACGCCGGUGCCGUGCGGCUGCUGUUGGAUGGCGGCGCGGACUGGGGGGCCGGGGCUCGAGCGGGGGGUUGCGGGCGUGGAGGAGGUGGAGGUUCCUGCGCCUUCCCGGCGGUGGUGGCGCUGGCGAGAGGCCACCCGGCCAUGCUCAAGGACGGAUUCCACCGCUGCGUUCCGUCUCGAACACCGCGGAACGCAACGGCGCUCUCCCUCUCCUGCUGCUCCUGCCCCACCGUCGUCUCUUGCUCUAAAGUUCCCCAGCUGUCAUCAGCGGUUCUCCGUUGCUGGCUUUCGAACUCCUCAAUCCCCCCAUCUCUACCCCAUGUGUCUACAGUGACGUUUAAUUCAAGACACACGUGGUUGGAUCUUCUCUGCUGUCGCCAUGUUCCUGGAUGCCGGAUGCGACGCCGCCGCUUGCUUCAGGUGCCGCCUGGAGCCGGGCGCGAACCCCCGCAGUGGAGAGGCGCGACCCCUGCAGACAACCCGCGCACCCUCGCUCACCUGUGCCGUGUGAGCGUGCGAGCCUCCGUCGGCUCUCCCCGUCUGCGCCAGCUGCGCACGCUACCCCUGCCGCGGAGGCUGCUCGACUACAUCCUCCACGCUCACCCCUAAUUCGUCGAAAGCGCGAGUUCCACUCCGGGCCCAGGGCUUAAUUUCAGCCGGUGCGUGGCCUGUAUAUCUCCCCACUGUGGCUGUGGUGAUACGUCCCCUACCAGUCCCAUGACUACUUCGUUCUACCAGGAAAACUGGAAAUUAUUUAUUGAAGAAACUGAGUUUCUGAUGUGGUCCGUGUCUCUUCAUCAGCCAUGGUCAUCUUGGCGAGGUGUCCCUCGUAGGGCCUGACCCAUUUUUCCACCGCAGCAUUGUCCUCUCUUAUUCUUGGUUCUUCCGGUAAAGUCACGUUGAAGGGAAACAAUAAAAUAAUAAAAUAUAUAUAAAACAAUAAAAUUCUCUCGACUGUAACACAAACAGUCAUCAUCAGGUGUCCUCUCACUCAAGCUGGCCUUGAUUGCUUAAGAUCGGCGACGGUUCAAUUUGGCGCGAUAUUUAAUCAGUGGGCAUGCGACGGCGCCUUUACCAACGGGAAGUGACCGGCGUGGAGAAGUAUGGCCGAAAAACUCAUUUGCCCGACACGGCACAGGGGGGGGAGGGAGGAGCCUUCUUCAUCCAGCAGUGGAUUAACACAUUUGCUGUAAACACAGGGUGCUUAAAAAAAUUGUUAACACUUCCGAGAAUUUGCAA